CGGCGGCGGGUCCCGGUGUGUCGCGGUCCGCGCGCCUGCGGCCGCCCUCUUUGGAAACGGGAGGGGCGGACGGAGGAAGCGCGGGCCCGGCGGAAGCCAUGUUUGUGGCGCGCAGCAUCGCGGCGGACCACAAGGACCUCAUCCAUGAUGUCUCUUUCGACUUCCACGGGCGGCGGAUGGCGACCUGCUCCAGCGACCAAAGCGUCAAGGUCUGGGAUAAAAGUGAAAGUGGAGAUUGGCAUUGUACUGCUAGCUGGAAGACACAUAGUGGAUCUGUGUGGCGUGUGACGUGGGCCCACCCUGAAUUUGGACAAGUUUUGGCUUCCUGUUCUUUUGACCGAACAGCUGCUGUGUGGGAAGAAAUAGUAGGAGAAUCAAAUGAUAAACUGCGAGGACAGAGUCACUGGGUUAAGAGGACAACUCUAGUGGAUAGCAGAACAUCUGUUACCGAUGUGAAAUUUGCUCCCAAGCAUAUGGGUCUUAUGUUAGCAACCUGUUCAGCAGAUGGUAUAGUAAGAAUAUAUGAGGCACCAGAUGUCAUGAAUCUCAGCCAGUGGUCUCUGCAGCACGAGAUCUCAUGUAAGCUAAGCUGUAGUUGUAUUUCUUGGAACCCUUCAAGCUCUCGUGCUCAUUCCCCCAUGAUAGCCGUAGGAAGUGAUGACAGUAGUCCAAAUGCAAUGGCCAAGGUUCAGAUUUUCGAAUAUAAUGAAAACACCAGGAAAUAUGCAAAAGCUGAAACCCUCAUGACAGUCACAGAUCCUGUCCAUGAUAUUUCAUUUGCUCCAAACUUGGGAAGAUCUUUCCAUAUUCUCGCUAUAGCAACUAAAGAUGUGAGAAUUUUUACUUUAAAGCCUGUGAGGAAAGAACUUUCUUCCUCUGGUGGGCCAACAAAAUUUGAAAUCCAUAUAGUGGCUCAGUUUGAUAAUCAUAACUCUCAGGUCUGGCGAGUGAGUUGGAAUAUAACAGGAACAGUGUUAGCAUCUUCAGGAGAUGAUGGCUGUGUAAGACUGUGGAAAGCUAAUUAUAUGGACAAUUGGAAGUGUACUGGUAUUUUGAAAGGUAAUGGGAGCCCUGUCAAUGGGAGUUCUCAGCAGGGAAACUCAAAUCCUUCCCUAAGUUCAAAUAUCCCAAAUCUUCAAAAUUCAUUAAAUGGAUCUUCUGUUGGCAGAAAGCACAGCUGAGUACCAGCUAACUGGAGUAACUUUGCUGUUUUGCUGCUUGUUGCAUGCACACAGGAAUGGAAAGCGAGCUCCUUUUCCCCUUCCCCAGCGCCGUUUGACCUCUCCCAAGAUACACCAGCAGCCUGCUUACUACUAAACGCAAUCCAAAAGGCCUUUAAAAAUACAGUGUAUAUCAUUUUUUUUUGUACUAGCCAGUUUAUUGACACUAUUUGAAACUUUUGAAAUAUAAAUGGAGAGGCUUUUUGUUGAGACAUUGUCACCAAAACAAUUUUUUGAAAGUUCCUGAAACUAACAUGGGUUUUAAAAUUAAAGGGAUUGUUACCAUCCUUACAAGUAGUUGGGAGGAGGGAAACUAUCACUUUAUUCCAUUUGGAGAGUAUAGGCUUAUUUCAUUUGUUUUUUAAAACAAGAAGCUACAAUGAUGAAUUUUUGUAAUUUUAAUUUGAAGAUUAACUAUUUUUCAUAAAGAUUGUUUUGAGUGCUAAUUUGUUUACCUUUUGUAGAAUUGGUUUAUACAUGAUAUUAUUCAGUACAACUGUCAUUUCUUUGUAAUAUUAAAAAAUAUUAGUAAAGGAGUGAGAGAAGUAGUAAUAAAAUGAAAGUAAUUUGACUGUACAAUUUGUAGCUAAAGUAAACUUUUGGUAUUGCUUCAUUUAUAAUUUGGUAGUAAAAUGAAAACACCUUUGUAAGUUUUCAAUUCAUAUUCACUAAGAGAUAAACAUUUCUAAUAUAUGCUGUGUAUUAUUAUGGUGUGAUUCCAUGGCUGAAAGUUUCCUUCAAGUAAAAAUUUGGAUACAUACAUAAGAGAAGCAGUUAAAAUUUUGCUAAAAUUGUGCAUGCACAUUAACCUCCACAUUCCAUGUCCCAGGAUUUUCUUAAUUUAGUUGGCUGCUUCAUUUAGUUCAUAUCCUCUAGAACUCUGACUUUGAUUACAAAGCUGUAAAUCUUUGUUUGCUAAAAUGCAUAAGUGUUACGGGUAAGUUAUAAAAUGGCAGAAGAAUAACAAUAGGACAUAUUAUUUGAGCCCUUUUACUUAUUAAAAUUUUGUACUAUUCUAAGGUUUUUGCAGAAAAACAGCUUAGUAUAUUCAAGGAUUGUAUUUCUUUGAAAGUAUGUUGCAAUAGCUGACCAUACUGUGUGAAAAUAUUUGAAUUGGUUCUCAGUAUCAUGUACACCUAAAAAACUGUGUGCCUGCUGCUACUACAAAUGAAUCAUUGCUUAAAAUAAAGAAAAAAACUUGUUAGAUUUGUAAAUUUACAGGAUAGCAUCAAAUAUGUUUCUGAGAGAUUAGAAAAUGUUUUAAAUUAUAAAAUUAAUGUCUUGUUUUAUAACAUUUAUAUUGAUAAUUUUUUUAACAUUUUAAGUUUAACAGAUUGUAUUUCUUUCAAGUUUCCACACUUGCUUAAGCAAGCUUGAUUUGAGUAAGGGUCUUGAUUUUUGCUAUUAUGUUCUAUUAGUUUUGGCAUGAAUAUACUAAAGCUUUUUUUUCCAGCAUGUGGUUUCUCCUCUUUGGUUCUCUUUGUAUUUACUACUUUUCUCUUUUUCUUCUGUUUUUUUUUUUUUUUUCUGUUGUUUUGUUUUGUUUUGGUGUUUUGUUCCUGUCUUCAUUGUUUCAGGUAUUUCUUUCCCCCUCUGGAUUCCCCACGGGCUGGAUCGAGAUGGUCCAGUUAUGCCCAGCUCCUUCCUCCUCCUCCUCCUCCUCCUCUGGUAGAGCACUCUUGCGAUGCUGACACUGCCAACCUCCAGUAUCCUCAC
Molecule: messenger RNA, 2936 nt
Organism: Equus quagga
Lineage: Eukaryota; Metazoa; Chordata; Mammalia; Perissodactyla; Equidae
Gene: SEH1L
Product: SEH1 like nucleoporin
Exons: 9
Coding region: 99-1181 (360 amino acids)
Biological process (GO): cellular response to amino acid starvation; positive regulation of TORC1 signaling
Cellular component (GO): nuclear pore outer ring; Seh1-associated complex
Molecular function (GO): protein binding; structural molecule activity
Source: RefSeq, a predicted model, not a curated record